AGAGAGAGAGAGGUCGACCAUUUCGUUUUCCGUCUCUCUCGUCUCGCUCUGCAAAAGGACUGUACACACUGCACCGUACUUUCUUCUCUGUACCUGCUUCGUAUGCUUUUCUCUCUGCCUUCCCUCUUCUUCAAGAAUCAAACCAGACGCCAUUCCUUCUUCCUUCCCUCCAUUUAUUCCUCUUCAUUUCACCAUAAACCAAGAGUUUGGAGCUCUGCUUUCAAUGCUGCAUCAUCUUGCCUUCCCAAGAUUUGAGAGCAGUGAGAUUCUUGUGUUCGGGAAGCGGAAUGGGGAAAACCGGUAGCGGCGGCGAUAUGGAGAAUGACGGCGGGGUUAGGGCGGAGAUUGAUACUUCGGCGCCGUUCGAAUCGGUGAAAGAGGCGGUCAGUAGGUUUGGUGGAAGCGGCUUUUGGAAACCCUCUCACAGUCAAGGUCACAGUCACAGCCACAGUCACAGCCAGCCAUCCGAACAUGAGCAUGAUAAGGACGAGGUCGACAUUGACAUUACAAUACUGGAGAAGCAGGCAAAGAACAUGGAGAGUGAAUUGAUUGUCAAGGAAAGGGAGACCCUGGAAGUCUUAAAAGAACUCGAAGCGACCAAGAAGAUUGUGGAAGAUUUGAAACAGAAGCUGCAGAAAGAAGCAUUUGAAGUUAGUGCGACUCGGGAAGCGACGAGAGGUGAUAUGAAUGUAACUGCUGCUAAAGAAGCAGUUAACGAAAACGUCGGGCCCGACGGUCAAGGUCAGAAUGUGCAAAUAUCCCCUCCAGCACCUGGUUUAAUUCUUAUGGAACUAGAACAGGCCAAGCUAAAUCUUACUAGGACGACUGGUGAAAUUGCUGAUAUUCGAGCUUCUGUUGAAUAUUUUAACAAGAAAUUAGAGAAAGAAAGAACUGGACUCGAGAAAACUCGAGAGAGGUUAGCUCAGAAUUCGUCUAAUAUAUCUGCCCUUGAGGAAGAGCUAAACCAAACAAAACUGAAGUUACAAGUGCUAAAAGAUGCUGAGGCAAAAGGGUUUCCAGAUAACCCUCUAGAGAAUUCAAAGGAGCUGCAAGAAUUAUGUUCCGAGGCCGAAAAGUUUAAGAAAAUGAGGGAAGUAGCCACACUAGAAGUUUCAAGAACAGAAUUUGAGAUUGAACAGAACAAGGCCAUGCUAAAAACAGCUCAAGUCAAGUUGGUUGCAGCCAGGAAAAUGAAGGAAGCUGCUAGAGCAGCAGAAGCUGUUGCUCUCUCUGAUAUCAUAAUCUUGACAAAGCACGGAAAUCCAUCGAGUGAUUUUUCACUAACUCGUGGAGACGAAAGCGUAACUCUUUCGUCGGAGGAAUAUUCUACUCUUACUCUUAAAGCUUGUGAAGCUAAGGAACAAUGCAGAAAGAGAGUUACAGACAUGAUGCAACUAGUUGAAGCUGCUAACACAUCAAAAAUGGACGUCUUGAAUCAGGCAGAGAAAGCUUCUGAAGAACUCGAAACGAGUAAAAGGGUAUUGGAAGCCGCUAUGAGCAGGGUGGAUGAUGCAAAUCAGGGAAAGCUAGCAGUCGAAGAAGCGCUUCGCAAAUGGAGGUCAGAGCACGGUCAGAAACGGCGUACGGUUCAAAGCUCUACCAAGUUUAAGAAUGCUUGUCCUUCUCACUUUAAAAGAGAUUCUAGGAUACUUGAUGUGAAUGAAGUGAGCAUGGUCAGUGAUGAACCAACGCCUGUCUUGAAGCCAACUCUUUCGAUAGGACAGAUACUAAGCAGGAAGCUACUACCUCCCGACGAAUUCGAAACGCCAACUCUCCCUGAGAAAAGCUCAGUUAAGAGAAAGAUGUCACUUGGUCAGAUGCUCAGCAAACAAAGUGGUGAUGUUUCCUCCUUAAAGAAGGCUGAAAAUAGCCAGAAGCAGACAUUUGGAAAACGAAAGAAGUCGGGAUUCGCUCGGUUUACUCUGCUGUUGGCGAAACGGAGUAAAAGGAAGAAGAAAGCUGCAGUUGUUAAGAAGUAACCAGCUAGUUUAGUCUAAGUUUGAUCAAAAGAUCAUCAUCCAUAGCUGGUCUCUGAGUACUUUCUCUUGUAUCUUCUCUCCCCUUGUUAGGUCUUACUUUAGGAUGUUGUUUAUAUUUUGGAUAGUUUGUAGAUGGCUGUGCCUUAUAUAUUUUGUAUGUGUUGUUAUAUCUUGUACUUGAUCCUUAAGGAUUGUUAUUACCUCAGUGCAAAGAUCACAGCUGAAAUGCAGUUUUUAGAGUUCUUGCCAUUUCAGCUUUAGAGUUCUUGCCA
Messenger RNA from Cucurbita pepo subsp. pepo (vegetable marrow), 2251 nucleotides. Its product is annotated as WEB family protein At2g38370. Gene Ontology annotation, cellular component: cytosol. Gene Ontology annotation, biological process: chloroplast avoidance movement; chloroplast accumulation movement. NCBI's taxonomy places the organism in Eukaryota, Viridiplantae, Streptophyta, Magnoliopsida, Cucurbitales, Cucurbitaceae. The record is from RefSeq and is a predicted model, not a curated record.